UACAUUAGAGAAUACGAUUGUAAUCUCUUCGUAAUCUGAAGACAGACGCUAAAUCCCUCUAUUUAAAUUGCUUUAAACCUAUUAAUAGCCUUGCUCUCAGAUGAGAGCAUCAUAGCCGACAAAACAUCGCAAUAUUCCUCGAUUAGAGUGAGGUAACUCCCAAGGCGAACGGUAUUCGGUCCGUCCACCUAUGGUCUGGCAGGUUUUUGACCAAGGCUACGGAUAAAAUGUGGGAUGAAGUUGCUCGGUCUGCGCCGGUUAAGUAUGGCGCUGUCAUAGCGGUCACAGUGAUCUGCGUUGUUCUGUUGAGGAAAUGGAUUGCUGGGGGUGUGUGUCAAUCUUCAGUCCAAUUACGUGGCAAGACGGUGUUGGUCACCGGUGCCAACACCGGCAUUGGCAAGGAAACGUGCCAUGACAUGGCACGUAGAGGGGCGCGGGUGGUGAUGGCAUGCCGGGACCUGACACGGGCUGCGAGGGCGGCGGAUGAGAUUCGUCAGGCCACAGGGAACAGCAACAUCGUAGUGCGGCACCUGGACCUGGCCUCUAUGUACUCUGUCAGAGAGUUGGCCAAAGAGUUCAUUGCCAGUGAGGAUCGCCUAGAUAUACUCAUCAACAACGCUGGUGUGAUGAUGUGCCCUAAGUGGCUAACAGAGGACGGCUUCGAGACACAACUGGCUGUCAAUCACCUCGGACACUUUCUACUGACCAAUCUCCUUCUGGGGAAGCUCAAGAGCUCCGCCCCGAGCCGUGUGGUCAAUGUGUCUAGCAUUGCCCACAAAGGGGGUAAGAUCCAGUUUGAUGAUCUUUUCUUUGCCAAGAGGCCAUACAACUCCCUGGUCAGUUACAGGCAGAGCAAACUGGCCAACGUGCUAUUCUCCAGAGAGCUGGCCAGAAGACUGAAAGGUACGGGGGUGACGUCCUACAGCCUGCAUCCCGGGGUGAUCAGGACAGAGCUGACUCGUCACGUGGAGACCUGGUUCCCCAUGCUGAGGGCCAUCCUGUCAGCCCCCUCCGUGCUCCUCAUGAAGACCCCCACCCAGGGUGCCCAGACCUCCAUCUACUGUGCUGUCACCCCAGGACUGGAGCAGAAGUCUGGCAGCUACUUCAGUGACUGUGCCAUGACGGAGACCGCCCCAGGGGGGAGGGAUGAUGCGGUGGCCAAGAGGCUUUGGAAGGAGAGUGCCCGUCUGGUGGGUUACAUAGAGAAAGACUGAACAACCCCCUCCAUCUGAAAACUAUAGAGAAAGACUGAACAACCCCCUCCAUCUGAAAACUAUAGAGAAAGACUGAACAACCCCCUCCAUCUGAAAACUAUAGAGAAAGACUGAACAACCCCCUCCAU
This is a messenger RNA of Oncorhynchus keta (chum salmon), 1342 nucleotides long. It is a transcript of the gene crdhl, whose product is annotated as retinol dehydrogenase 12. The coding region runs from base 228 to 1214 and encodes 328 amino acids. The transcript is spliced from 7 exons. Lineage: Eukaryota; Metazoa; Chordata; Actinopteri; Salmoniformes; Salmonidae. The record is from RefSeq and is a predicted model, not a curated record.